UUUACAGCCGUGAAAAUGUUCGAGUCACGCGAACCGCGUAUACGCGUACGUAUCGUUUCGCAUCUCGUCCGGUUCUCGCGGUGAGAGAGAACGCGUCUUGAAUAUCCCCGUUUGCGCGCACGCGAAAUCCAAAAAACCGAGGGAGAGGGUUGACGUGUCUUCUUCAGAUAUUCUCUCGCUCUCUCUUUCUCUUUCUCUCACUCUCUCCCUGACUGACGGCCCGGUUAAAACGUGCGAAAUGACACGCACGAACAACGCGACGGAGAGCUGCGCGAUCGCGAAGAAGUCCUUGGUGCGCGUCGGCAAGUAUCAGAUGCUCGGGCCCCUCGGCAAGGGGAACUUCGCGCGCGUCGAAGAGGCCAUCCACACCGUCCUCGGAGUCAAGGUGGCGAUUAAGAUAAUAGAUCUCGAGCAAGGCAAGAAGGACUACGUGAUGAAGAACCUGACGAGGGAGGCGAAGGUACUGUCAAUGCUGCAGCACCCAAGCAUCGUGAGGCUCUACGAAACUAUCCGGUGCGGAUCCGUGUACUAUCUCGUGACGGAACUCGCGACCGGCGGCGACCUGUGCACGCACAUUAAGGAGCAGCCGGCCGGUAAACUGGACGAGAACACGGCGAGGCUGUACGCCAGACAGCUGGUCGCCGCGCUCAAGCACAUGCACUCGAGAGGAGUCGUUCACCGAGACCUCAAGAUGGAGAACAUCGUGUUACAGAACGAACGCAAGGAACAAAUCAAGAUUGUGGAUUUCGGUCUCAGCAACGUCUACACCAACAGCAAUCUUCUGCGAACGCAAUGCGGAUCUCCGGAGUACGCAGCUCCCGAGCUAUUUGUUGUGGGUAAACGAUAUGGGCCAGAAGUGGAUUUGUGGAGCCUAGGAGUCGUUCUGUACGUUAUGGUCAUCGGUCAACUUCCAUUUCUGUGUUCUCGCGACGAGUGGAUGUCGUCCGAGGAACGUCGACGGAAGUUGAUGAUUCAGAUCAACAGGGGCUUGACGUCGAUCCAAGAAAAGGCCAUGUGUCAAACAUCGAUCGAGUGCAGAAACUUGAUAAAUCGCUUGCUCGUCCCAUCUGUUCGCGAGAGAAUCACCAUUCGUGAGAUCCUUGACCAUCCGUGGAUCCUCGCGUCGUCUAACAGCAAUCCUCACCUUUGCUCUGACAACGAUUUGAACGUUUCCGAUCAUCUCGCGAUGAUGACCGAGAUCGCGACGGUGAUGCGAACGACCGUGGCUGUUGUCGAGGCUGAAAUAACGAAACGAAAGUACGGAGAAAUCGGCGGCAUGUAUAACAUCAAAGAGCACAAAUUGCGGUCAAACGCUGCCGCUUGUCAGUUAGCACCGCGAAUCCUUCGAAAUUCUGCGAGCCGAACCGAAGACGUAUCUUCGUCGCCGAUGACUAUUAGAACGACAAACGGUAAUUUUGAAAACGGCACAUCCAGAAACCCAGACAAUGGGUUUGAUCGCGUAAUUAUCAUACGACGCGGCCAGGUGCAAGAUCGAGCUGUCAAGAAAUCAUCAUUACCCGGUUCCGCGACAUGGAACUGGCGGUGCCGUUCCGGAAACGGCCAUCAUUCUUCUUCCGCGGAGCAAAGAAAUUCCGGAAUUGGGCGCAACGCGGUCACCGUGUCGUCUCGGCACGUUGGUCGCACGUUGCAAUUGAUGAAAAGUCAGGACGACAGAAUUUCGGAUCGCCAAUUCAACAGAGACGAAACGAGCAAAUUAAGAAAUUCAUUCACGAUUGCCAAAAAAUUGGGGAAGCAAAGUGUUAGUAGAAUGUGUGAAGUGAAUUACGAUGUUAUUCCUUCCAGUUCCUCGACUUUGCGAACUUAUUCGCGUGUUAGUAAUAACGAGAGUACGCCCACUUCGCGAAUUAAAGAAAGUUUACAUAAAAAACUGCUUACGCCAUCAUGGCGAUAUCGUGUUGGAAGUGCAAGAACGAGAACUAGAAGAGAUACUUGAAGCUAUCUUUUCAACACAAUUGAACGCAAGAAUGACAUCUUUAUCAUAUUUUUCGAACAAUUAGUAGCGUAACAAUAGUUACUUUUGUACAUCAAGAUUCUAUUGAGCGAUUUAUUUAUGUUGAAUCGCUCACAAAUACACACUCAUAAAAGCAAAAGUAUCAAAAACUGCAGAAAAAAAUGUAUCGAAGCACUUCCAUUAAAAAAAUUAAUG
Pseudomyrmex gracilis is the source of this 2167-nucleotide messenger RNA. Its product is annotated as MAP/microtubule affinity-regulating kinase 3-like. The record is from RefSeq and is a predicted model, not a curated record. Gene Ontology annotation, cellular component: cytoplasm. Gene Ontology annotation, molecular function: protein serine/threonine kinase activity; ATP binding. Gene Ontology annotation, biological process: intracellular signal transduction; protein phosphorylation. NCBI's taxonomy places the organism in Eukaryota, Metazoa, Arthropoda, Insecta, Hymenoptera, Formicidae. The coding region runs from base 239 to 1954 and encodes 571 amino acids. The transcript is spliced from 12 exons.